AUGUCUGCUGAUGCUCCCCGCGGAAAGAGGUUCGCGGCUUCGGCGGCUAGUGCUGAAGAUCGUGCCGCUUCUGCCAGCAGUGCUGCUCCUGCUACUUGGCCCCCCUCUGACUCCUUGCAGGAAGAGCAGCACUCCUUCCUCGAAUGCUUCUGCGCUUGCACCUUCGCUGUUCGAGAUUCUGCCUGCGCAGCGCCUCGGUCGAAGGAUUACUACAAGCUCCUAGGCGCUUACCGCAAGCUUGCAAAGAAGCUGCACCCCGAUGUCAACCCUGGGAAGGAAAAGGAGUUCAUGGACGUCGUCAAGGCUCACGAGGUUCUAAGCGACCCCGAGCAGCGAAAAAAAUACGAUGCUUUCGGCGAAGAGGGCCUGUCAGGAACGUCGGGGGCAACACCUGGCGGCUCCUUCCCAUUCAACGAAUUCGUAAAUUUGUUUGGUGCUGGCUUUGGAGGAGGCGGGGGGGGGGGGCAACGCCGCUCGGGCAGAGGCGAGCAGCAGCGAACGAAAUUCAAAUUCAGUGGCGAAAUGCCAGAGUAUUUGCGUAACUUUGGCUUCCAGGAUUUCCAGCCUCCGCAGCAGCAAAAGAAGGAGCAAGAUUUGGAUUCAAAUCUCUAUGAUGAUGCGCCUUUGGUGAAAGAGCUGAAUCCGCAAAACUAUGAGCGUUUCAUUGGCGAAAGAGACCAUCUGCUCCUUGUGGAGAUCUACAACCCCCACUGCGAGCCGUGCAGAGCUUUCAAGAUGGAGUACUUGACCGCGGCGCAGAAGCUUGAGGGCGUUAUUCCGUUUGCGGCGAUAAAUUGCCGAAAUCACAAGCAGCUACCCCUCUGUCGCAAGGGCAAGCGAUACCCGUCCAUCUUCUUCUUCGAAGCAGAUAAAUCCGCGGAGCCUAUGCUGUAUACAGGGAAGAAGAAGUUUGAAGCGAUUCUGAAUUUUAUCGGCGAGCGAGUGGCUACGCACCACACAGCCCUUACGCUGGAAAACAUGGAGGACUGGCUUACUCGCAACCCCACGAAAACAAAGGUCGUUUUGUUCUCGCGAAAGAAGCCUGCUCCUCCGGAGUGGUAUUUGGGAGGCUUUCUUUUCAAGCAGAAGCUGGAUAUUGGAAUCGUGUAUCCCUCGGAGAAAGACUUGAUUGCGACUUAUUUCACGGAACCUACAGCCAUGAACGGGGGGCACUCAGUGACGUAUCUGGACGUUCCCAGUCUCGUUGCGCUCACAGACAUUGAUACACUUCAAGGGGAUUGGAGGAAAGUUCGCAGUCUCGAAGCGCAGCAGUUUAUCUCGUUGUUAGCCUCGGUGUCGAACCACGCACUUUUACCGCGUGUAACUCCGCUGCAUGCUCUGACUUCUCGCCGAAUGCGAGCAGGAGAAUGCAUGCCUCAGGAUACCCAAUUUUGUUUCAUUCUGCUGCUGCCCUCAAAGACAGCGGCGUGGGGUGCAGCUCGCGAGUCGUACAGUGCCCUUAAGGAGCUUGCCGAAAAGUACAAGACAGAUCCCGUCAAGCUGGUGUACAUAACUGCCGACAAACAGCCCGAGUUUGCGGCGGCCUUUGGGUUCGCUCCCGGCAGCAAAGCCGAGCUUCUCGUUGCCUACAGGCCAAAGAGGCAGCGCUAUCUGGCGCUUCCUCCGCCCUUGACGAAGACGGCGAUAGAGCAGUUCGUUGACAGAGUUAUUGGGGGACUGCAGCUUCCAGAGAAGCUCCGGAAGCCUCCGAUGCUGAGCGGAAUGGGCAGCCAUCCUUCAGAUCACGACGAGCUGUAA
Molecule: messenger RNA, 1758 nt
Organism: Cyclospora cayetanensis
Lineage: Eukaryota; Apicomplexa; Conoidasida; Eucoccidiorida; Eimeriidae
Product: dnaJ protein ERDJ3A
Exons: 12
Coding region: 1-1758 (585 amino acids)
Source: RefSeq, a predicted model, not a curated record